CCGGCUCUCUGGUACCUCCAGCUGUGCCAGGGAGUUCACUCCAGCUGAUUUCGGUACCAGGGGCUGGAGGGACACUGGGGAUACUUGUGUCCACACUGGUCCCUGUGGCCUCUUCCCUCCAUGGCCCUCCUGGUUCUCACCCUGGCUCUGCUGGGCACGACUGUGGCCACCACGGCCUACAAGAAGACCCUGGACAUGGCCCCGAACUCCUUCGAUGACCAGUACCAGGGCUGUGGCCCUGAGAUGAGGGCAAAGCUGCCGGCCCUGAUCCGCUCCGAGUUCCAGAAGAAUCCUCUGUUUGCCAAGGGCUGGCAAAAUGCCGUGAAAGAGUGGCAGAGACGGGGGUCCCGUGUGUCUCCUCUGUCAUCCUCAGACCAGGCCAUCGCCAUUAUGGCCUACACCAUGAAUGACCUGUACAAGCAGUUCAACAAGAAAGUGAGAGUGGCCGGGCGCUACCGCUGGGUGUACCGAAGGAGGUUCCACUUCAAAACGCUGCAUUUCCUGCUGACCGACGCCCUGACCACGCUGAGGGUCAAGCAGGGACAAAAAUGUCACUGUGUGUUCCGGGGGACGGACAAAUACCUGUUUGCUGCAAAGCGUGGCGACAUCGUCCGGUUCGGUCAAUUCGCGUCAGCGUCGCUUUCCGAAUGUGUCGCCAAAAAAUUCGGGAACACCACGGUGUUCAAGGUGAAGACGUGUCACGGCGCAAACAUCAUGGCAUUCUCCAAAUUUCCCAAAGAGGAGGAGGUGCUGAUCCCACCCUUCGAGAAGUUCAAUGUCACCAAAGUCAUCAAGGAAGGGAAGAAGGUGGAAAUCCACCUGGACUCCAUGGGGACCUACAGCAAAUACAACUGCUUGUGGGUGAAAGGUGGGGACAGCCUGGGGCUGUGGGGACACCCACUGGGGCUAUGGGGACACCCCUGAUGAGGCACAGGGGAC
Oenanthe melanoleuca is the source of this 939-nucleotide messenger RNA. RefSeq names its product erythroblast NAD(P)(+)--arginine ADP-ribosyltransferase-like. NCBI's taxonomy places the organism in Eukaryota, Metazoa, Chordata, Aves, Passeriformes, Muscicapidae. The transcript is spliced from 2 exons. The coding region runs from base 121 to 924 and encodes 267 amino acids. Gene Ontology annotation, molecular function: NAD+ poly-ADP-ribosyltransferase activity; NAD+-protein-arginine ADP-ribosyltransferase activity. The record is from RefSeq and is a predicted model, not a curated record.